This is a messenger RNA of Chelonus insularis, 4346 nucleotides long. It is a transcript of the gene Nrx-IV, whose product is annotated as neurexin-4. The coding region runs from base 109 to 3912 and encodes 1267 amino acids. The record is from RefSeq and is a predicted model, not a curated record. The transcript has 10 exons. NCBI's taxonomy places the organism in Eukaryota, Metazoa, Arthropoda, Insecta, Hymenoptera, Braconidae.
UUUACGUUACAUAGUGUGUAUAGUUGUGUCAUAAGAUUGUCGAGGAUUUUUUUAGUGACGCGUACUUUUUUGAAAAUUUUUAAACCAAUAAUAUUAUCAAGAAAUGUCAUGAUGAAUAAUUUAUUGUGCUUUGGAUUAUUAUUGACGGCAUUUGCCGUUGAAAAAAUAGUAGCAUAUGAUUAUGAUUGUAAUACUCCGUUACUUUACAAAGCUCAAUUAAAAGCUACAUCAUAUACCAAAGGCGGUGAACCUUCAGAAGCUAAACUUUACGGCGUUAGCGCGUGGAGUGCUCUUGAUAGUUCUUACAAUCAACAUCUCAUCGCGGACUUGGGAUCACGAUGUGAGAUACGCAGCAUUGCAACACGUGGCCGUGCAAAUACUAACGAGUUUGUAACGGAAUAUAUUAUUGAAUAUUCCGAUGACGGGCAAGCUUGGACUAGUUAUGAGAGUCAAGAAGGCGUUGCAGAGAUGUUCAAAGGUAAUACAAAUGGAGAAUCCAUAAAACUAAAUAGAUUUGAAGUGCCUAUAAUUGCUCAAUGGAUUCGAAUAAAUCCUACUCGAUGGCACAACCGAAUAUCCAUGAGAGUUGAACUCUAUGGUUGUGAUUAUGUUUCCGAUGUCAUUUCAUUUAAUGGAACUUCACUGGUACGAAUGGAUUUAGUCAGAGAGCCCAUCGAAACCGAUCGUCAUUCCAUUCGUUUUCGAUUCAAAACCAACCAUGCUGAUGGAAUUUUGAUGUAUUCACGUGGGACACAAGGUGAUUUCAUAGCAGUACAGUUACGUGACAAUAAAUUGUUAUUAAACAUCGAUCUCGGCUCGGGAAUCACGACUAGUUUUUCGGUUGGAAGUCUUCUUGAUGACAACAUGUGGCAUGAUGUACUCAUUUCACGAAACCGAAGGAACAUUGCACUCUCUGUUGAUCGAGUGCUUAUCAAAGGACGAAUCAAAGGAGAAUUUCAUCGAUUAGAUUUAAACCGUGCGCUCUACCUUGGAGGAGUACCGAAUAGACAGCCAGGCCUCAUGGUAACUCAAAAUUUCACGGGUUGUCUCGAGAACUUUUAUCUAAAUAAAACGAGCUUAUUUCAAGAGUUGAAAAAUUAUGAAGCAGCAUUGGGAGAACAUUUACCAUUUGAUAGAAUUAAUGCAAUUUACGCCUGUCCAGAACCUCCUAUUGUUCCAGUGACAUUUUUAACGCCAAACAGUUAUGCUCGUCUACGAGGAUAUGAAGAAUCCACCGUAUUAAAUGUAUCUUUAUCCUUUAGAACAUAUCAAAAAGCUGGGUUACUUGUAUUCCAUUCAUUCCGUACUCCAGGGCACAUAAAAUUAUACUUGGAAAAUGGAAGACUAAAAGUUGAAAUAAUAACCAAAGGAAAUCCUGCAGCUAUUUUAGAUGACUUCAGUGAACAAUUCAACGAUGGAAAAUGGCAUCAUGUUAUUUUAACGGUUUCUAAAAACACUAUUAUAUUAAAUGUAGAUGAUAGACCGAUGCGAACCAAGCGGUUAUUAGAGAUCCAAACAGGUGCAUAUUAUUUUAUUGCUGGAGGUUUAGCAGAAACUACGAAAAAUGUUGGUUUUGUUGGAUGUAUGAGAAUGAUUAGCAUCGAUGGUAGCUACAGACUGCCAACUAAUUGGAAAAGAGAUGAAUACGAGAACGAUAUUGUUUUCGAUGCUUGUCAAAUGUUAGAUCGCUGUACUCCAAAUCCAUGUAAACAUAAUGGAAUAUGUACACAAACUGCUGAUGAAUUUGAGUGUAAUUGUUCCAACACUGGUUAUACGGGUGCAAUUUGUCAUCUGUCUCUGCAUCCACUAUCUUGUGAAGCAUAUAAAAACAUGAAUGCAGUCAACCAACAGGCAGACAUUAAAAUUGACGUGGAUGGAAGUGGUCCUCUUGAUCCCUUCCCAGUAACUUGCGAAUUUUAUGCUGAUGGACGCGUAAUGACUAUAGUUCGACACAGCAAUGAACUUUCAACACCUGUCGACGGAUAUGAAGAGCCCGGAAGUUUUGCACAAAUUAUUGAAUAUGAUGCUGAUUUUGAUCAAAUUGAAGCUCUUUUAAACCGCUCUAUCUCUUGUCGACAGAGAAUUAAUUAUGCCUGCAAGCAAUCUCGACUUUUUAAUACACCAGUUGACCAAAAUAGUGUUUUCCAACCAAACUCUUGGUGGGUAAGCAAAAGCAAUCAACAAAUGGAUUACUGGGGUGGUGCAUUACCUGGAUCGCGGAAAUGUGAAUGCGGUGUUUUAGGAAAUUGUAUUGAUCCUAUGAAAUGGUGUAACUGUGAUGCAGGACUUGAAGGAUGGUAUGAAGAUGGUGGAGAUAUUACGGAAAAAGAAUACCUUCCUGUUCGACAAUUACGAUUUGGUGAUACCGGUACUGCUUUAGAUGAGAAAGAAGGACGUUAUACACUUGGUCCUCUUAUUUGUGAAGGAGAUGAUCUAUUCAAGAAUGUAGUGACUUUCCGUAUUACUGACGCAACAAUAGAUCUUCCAACGUUUGACAUGGGACACAAUGGUGACAUUUACUUUGAAUUUAAGACUACAAUUCAAAAUGCAGUUAUAAUACAUAGCACUGGACCAGUAGAUUAUAUUAAAAUAUCAAUAAACAGCGGCAAUCAAGUACAAUUCCAAUAUCAAGCUGGAGGAAGUCCUUUGACAGUCAGCGUACAAACAUCUUAUCGUCUCGAUGACAACAACUGGCAUUCAGUUUCUGUCGAAAGAAACCGUAAAGAAGCUCGUAUUGUUAUUGAUGGAGCUUUGAAAAAUGAGAUAAGAGAACCUCCAGGUCCAGUCCGUGCAUUACAUUUAACAUCAGAGUUUGUCGUAGGUGCUUCAACGAAAUGGCGGGACGGUUUUGUUGGAUGUAUUCGAUCUCUUUUACUUAAUGGAAUACUUCAAGAUCUUCGCCAAUAUGCGAGACGUGGAACCUAUGGAAUAAAUGAAGGUUGUGUUGGAAAAUGUGAAAGUAACCCCUGCCUUAAUAAUGGAACUUGUCAUGAACGAUACGAUGGUUAUAAUUGUGAUUGUCGUUGGACGGCAUUCAAAGGUCCAAUUUGCGCGGAUGAAAUUGGAGUUAACAUGCAGCAAAACUCAAUGAUCCGCUACGAUUUUAUGGGUAAUUGGAGAUCGACAAUCUCGGAAAAUAUACGAGUUGGUUUCACUACCACUAAUGCAAAAGGAUUUUUACUAGGAUUAUUUUCUAAUAUUUCUGGAGAAUAUAUGACUGUUAUGGUUUCUAAUAGUGGACAUUUAAGAGUAGUUUUUGACUUUGGUUUUGAAAGACAAGAAGUUAUUUAUCCAUCUAAAUUAUUUAAUUUAGCUCAAUAUCAUGAUUUAAUUAUUAGAAGAAAAAAUUCAGGUGCUACUUUGGUACUGAUUGUUGAUAAUAAUGAGCCAAAAGAGUAUCAUUUUAAUAUCAAAACUUCUGCUGAUGCUCAAUUUAACAAUAUUCAAUAUAUGUAUAUCGGCCGGAAUGAGUCGAUGUCGGAUGGAUUUAUUGGAUGCAUUUCAAGAGUUCAAUUCGAUGAUAUUUAUCCAUUGAAGCUUCUUUUCCAACAGAAUGGUCCAGAAAAUAUAAAAACUUUAGCAGGAACUGCUACAGAAGACUUUUGUGGAGUUGAACCUGUCACUCAUCCACCAAAUAUUGUAGAAACUCGCCCACCUCCUCUUGUUGACCAAGAUAAAGUGAGAGCAGCUUAUAACGAGACAGAUACCGCUAUUUUAGGAAGUGUUUUGACUGUGAUUUUAAUUGCAUUGAUAAUCAUGGCGAUUCUUAUUGGAAGAUAUAUGUCAAGGCAUAAAGGGGAAUAUUUGACUCAAGAAGAUAAGGGUGCUGAGCUGGCAUUAGAUCCAGACUCUGCUGUUGUUCAUUCUGCCACAGGACAUCAAGUUCAAAAGAAAAAAGAAUGGUUUAUUUAGAUUACAUUUUAAUACUUAGCAAUAUUUUUUGGUACUUUUAACUGUGUUCGAUGAUUGUAUGAAGUAGAUUUAGUUUUCUAGUUGAAUAUUUUCUUCCAACAUUCAAAUUAAUUUUUUUUUAUAAUUUAUUUAUUCAGUAUUAGUUGUAAUUUUUACCGUCCAAAUAGCAUUUUGAGUUUAUUUUAUUUUUAAUCUAUUUUUUACAUAAUUUUUUUAUUUUUUAAAGAUUUUUUGUUUACUUACUAGCUAAAAUUAAAAAAAUUAUUUUAAAUUUUAUUUUAAUUUUCUUCUACUUUUCAUAAUCAACUUACUCGUAGUAUUUAGUCCGUAUGAACAAAUAAUUCUUAAAAUAAAUACUUAUAGUUGGAAUAACUUAAUUAAAUAAAAAAUUGUAUAUAUGCCAUUUUUAUAUGCGAAAAACUCCAUAAAUAAUU